AUGGAGACUGAACAGGACCAGCAGACAACAUUCCUAGAUGUACCCACCGAACUCACAAAGGAUGGAGUCAUGUUUCAUUCGACCAGGGAACUAUUUCCUCAACUAAUAGCAUUGAUAAUAUUGUUCAGUAGCAGUCAAGCGGAGGAUUACUCAGAGCGAGAGGACAUUUAUUAUAAAUUACGUGAGCCUUAUUUCAGCAAGACGCAAGUAACUCGAAUAUAUUUGGGACGCGAUGCGAGUGGCUGUCUGUGUAAUGAGUACGACAAAAUAUUGACAAUCUGCUUUGGAAGGGAGUCUUGCACUACCCUACCUAUAGAACUGAAUGUUACAUCCGAAGAAGUGAGCAUUCUGCAAACUCUAAUCAGUCAUAUUGGGCCAGGAGAUUUGGAUAACAUACGCCAAGUGAAAAAACUAAGAAUCGAGGGAAAUUUCAACUUGUCCAGUAUCGCUCCUAGAGUUUUCGAAAACUUCGUCAAACUAGAAAAUCUGUCAAUAUCUUUCAAUUUAUUUUUGACUGCCCUCCAUGAAGACACUUUUGUGGGACUGAUAAAUCUGAGGCGUCUGUCUCUGAUCAAAAAUGGAUUCACGAACAUAAACUAUAUUACACACGCUCUUUCCACUAGCACCGUACCUGCGUUAACAGAACUAUCAAUCAAUGAGAACAAGUUUUCGAAUAUUAAGGAGAAGACCUUCGCUCCGUUGAACAACUCCAAGUUACAGGAACUGGAUUUGACAUUUUGUCAAGUCGAAUAUCUUCACCCAGACUCUUUGGUUUACUUAAAAAAGUUGAGAGUUUUACGGUUGGGAGAGAAUACUUUCAACCUCUCAACUCUGACGCAGUUCAUGAACAGUACUUUGAAAGCUGGAUUACCUUUGGAGAUACUAGAUCUACCUAGUACUGGCCUCAGAAAAACACUUCCAAAAGAUGUUUUGGAAAUAAUUGCAAAAUCGAACAUUACCGACUUGAAUCUAGGUAGGAACCAGUUCGAUUUCAUACCAUCUGGAGGAUUUCCUUGGAUGCCUAAUUUGAAGACAUUGGAUUUAACAGGAAUAAUGAUUGCAGACAUAGAAGAAGAUGCAUUUGCAAAUCUUCCGAAUCUACGAACCCUUCUUCUCGGAGAGAAUAAAUUGACGUGUCUGCCGGAAGGGGUGGUUUUGCCCGCAUUGAACAGGCUUGAUCUGCAGCGCAAUUCCAGGGAAAGCGGCUUGUUUCCCUUCGAUAUUUCCAACGGAGUCUUCUCAGAAAUGAAACAGCUACGAUAUCUGAAUUUGAAUUUUGAUGCAAUUUAUCAUUUAUCUAAUGACAGCUUCAUUGGGCUGGAAAACCUCGAGAUGUUGUAUCUGAAGAACUCUUCUGUGUUUCAUAUCCGAGCAGGAACAUUCAAGAACCUCAACAAACUGAGUUUUCUCAACCUCGAAAAUAAUCUGUUUGUUCGGAAUAACUACCCGAAUGGUAUGUACCCAGAUGUUUUUAUUGGACUCCACAAUUUGGAAGUACUACUUCUGGCUGGAAACGGCAUCACAUACUUCUCCUUAGAAGGGAAUCCCUUAGUUUACUUGAAAUCUCUGAAGUAUCUUGGGCUCGAGAAAAACUAUAUAGCAACCAUAAGUCCAACGCAGUUUGAUCCGCUGGUUUCGUUGAAAACCGUCAGUCUCUCCUACAACUCGAUUCGAUUUUGGGAAGAACCGAUUUUUCGAAAUAGUUCGCGACUAAGAAGCUUGAUUCUGGAUCAUAAUAAGAUCUCCCGCAUUACACCUGCAAUGAUGGGGGAUUUUUCUAAUUUGACAGAGCUCAACUUGUCUUUCAAUUCGAUCAUAUGCGAUUGCAUGUAUUUCUUGUACUUCCAUAACUGGCUUGAGGAGAUGCAGUCAACCAGUUUAUUGAAGAUUCUCAGCGUAGCAGAAGCAAGUUGCAUAAAUCCUUACCGAAACCAGACAGUGUACGCCAUAGCAGAGUACUUGGAGGCUGCUCAGAAUGGGACUAUUUACUGUGAUACAGAAAAACUAUAUGUGAAGAUCUUGCCCUUUGGGAUUCUAUUUUUAGUGUUUGCUUUGUCAGCUGUACUGGCAUAUUACUACAGGUGGCAUUUGAAAUAUUGGAUGUUUUUGACAAAAUUAUACCUCAGUAGGAAAGGUAGAAUCAAACGUUCAUCUUCUAACAGUGUCACAGAAUACAGGUACGACGUUUUUGUAUCGUACAGUAAUGAGGACCGCAACUUUGUGAUAAGACUCGUAACGAUGUUGGAAAACUAUGAACCGUUUCUCAAAUUAUGCGUGUAUGAAAGAGAUUUCCAAAUAGGCUCGUUCAUAUCUGAAUCCGUUCUAGAUUGUGUAACAAAUAGUAGAAAAGUUUUGCUCGUAGUCAGCAAUCACUACGUGAAGUCUCAUUGGUGCAGAUGGGAAAGCCAUAUUGCAGAACAUCACAGACUCUAUUUUGGAGAUCAAACGAGCGAAUAUGUAGACGAUGCCUUGGUUCUCAUAAAACUAGGCCCCAUCGAUAAAGGUAACCUCACACCAAUGCUGAAGUACCUUUUGAAAACCAAAAUAUAUUUGGGGUGGGAUGCAGAUGAGAAGAAACAGGGAGUAUUUUGGAAAAAGUUGAGAGACACUCUCGCUCCCCCUCCCUCUGUUAUUGAAACAACACAUAUGCCACCGCUUCUAGAGCGCCUUGAAAAUGUAUCUGCAGUGCUUGUGUUCUGUCCUUCAAUAAAUGUUAAUGUUCAUUGUACUGCGUACAAUAGGCAACAUUUCAAACUUUUCAAUAUAGCGAAGUCGGAAUUAGUGAUGUUUCAUCUGGGUUUGAGAAUACUUCCCCAACUGAUAUCAUUGAUACUACUGCUCCAUUCGUUCCAAACGAAGGAUUUUUCUGAGCGAGAGGACAUCUACAAUAAACUGCGAAAACCGUACUCUAGCAAGGGACAAGUGAAUAGAAUUCAUUUGGGAAGAGACGGAAGUGGCUGCAUAUGUAAUGAAUACGAAAGAAUACUGACAAUUUGCUUGGGUAGAGAAUCAUGCACUACAUUGCCCAUAGAUUUGAACAUCACUACUAAGGAAGUGAGUAUAGUGCAGACUCAAAUCAGUCAUAUUGGACCAGGAGAUUUGGAUAGUAUGCACCAAGUACAAAAGUUGAGAAUUGAAGGAAAUUUCAAUUUAUCCAGCAUUUCUCCGAGAGUAUUUGAAAAGUUCACCAGUUUGGAAAACUUGUCCAUUUCCUUCAAUAUCCUGUUGAAUAGUCUACAUGAAGAUACUUUUGUAGGGCUAGUGAACCUGAAACGAUUAUCGCUGAUCAAAAAUGGAUUCACAGAUAUCAACUACGUAACACGCGCUCUCUCCACAUUGACUGUUCCAAAGCUAAUAGAACUAUCAGUCAACGAAAACAAGUUUUUGAACAUCAAUGAGGACAGCUUUGCACCUUUGAAUAAUUCCAAGCUGAAGGAACUUGAUCUAACGUUUUGUCAAGUCGAAUAUCUUCACCCGGAUUCUUUGAUUUACUUAAGGAACUUAGAAGUAUUAAGAGUGGGUGAGAAUAGUUUCAAUGUCUCAACUUUAGCGGAUUUUAUGAACAGAACUGUAGCAUCUGGAUUACCUCUAAGGCUGCUGCAUCUCAACAAUGCAGGUUUCAGAAAGUCACUUCCGAAACAGGUACUGGAAGUUGUUGCACUUUCAAAUAUUACUGACCUGAAUUUAGCCAACAAUCAGUUUGAUCAAAUACCAGCUGAGGCGUUUCCUUUGAUGCCUAAUUUGAGAACGCUGGAUAUAUCAGGAGUAAUGGUUGGUGAACUCCACAGUGCUGCAUUCGCCAACUUGCCUAAUCUUCGCACUCUUCUCCUGGGAGAAAAUAAAUUGACGUGUUUACCAGAGGGAGUCAUCUUGCCUUCACUGGAGAUAUUAGAUUUGCAGCACAAUCCCAGAGAUGCAGGAAUUUUCCCUUUCGAUAUUUCAAAUGGAGUAUUUUCGAAUAUGAAACAGCUACGAACUUUGAACUUGAACUUUGAUCCACUUUAUCAUUUAUCUAAUGCAAGUUUUGAGGGGCUGGAAAACCUCGAUACCUUGUAUAUGAAAAAUGCUUCGAUAUUCUACAUCCGACCUGGUUCGUUUGAGAGCCUCAAAGUGCUCCAUUUGCUCGACCUUGAGAAUAACUUAUUCGUCAGAAAUAAUUAUCCAAGUGGUAUGGACCCUGACACGUUUUCUGGGCUAGAGAAUUUAGAAGUCCUACUUCUGGGGGGGAACGGUAUAACCUAUCUUUCGUCUGAAGGGAAUCCCCUAUUACCCCUGAAAUCUCUGAAGUAUCUCGGCUUGGAGAGGAAUAAUAUAUUUGCUAUCCCACCAACACAAUUCGAACCUCUUAUUCGUUUGAAUUCGGUUAGUCUUUCCUACAAUUCGAUUCGAUUUUGGGAUGAACCGAUUUUCAACAGCAAUGUCAAACUGGAAAGCUUGCUGUUGGAUCAUAAUGAGAUUUCCCGCAUUACUCCAGCGAUGAUGCAAGAUUUUUGGAAUUUGAAAGAGCUCACAUUGUUUUAUAAUUCUAUUAUAUGUGAUUGUUUGUAUUUCUUGAACUCCAACAAGCUUGAGAGAAACCAGUUAGAUAAUUUAGUGAGUAUCUUGAGCAAAGCAGAGGAAAGUUGCAUUAAUCCAUAUCAAAAUCAACAAGUUUAUUCUAUAGCAGAAUAUUUGAAUGCCGUUCAUAAUGGGACUAUAUUUUGUGAAACAGAAACAAACUUUGUUAAGAUGUUGCCUUUCGGAUUUUCAUUCUUGGCGCUUAUUCUGUUGAUUUUAUUUGCCUAUCAUUACAGACGAUUUUUGAAAAAUUGCUUAUUUUCAACUAAAAAAUACGUCACUGAGAAAAGUGAAAUGACACCAAAUAUCUCCAGAGCAAUCACCAAUUGAAAAUGAAAUGUUUUCAUUUUAUACAGUAUUGAGUAUUCGUUGAAAAACUUGUGAGAAAACAUAUACUUUGAAAGAAAAACAUUACACAACUUGAAUCUCAUUGGUCUGAAUUUGGAAAAACAUGUUUUUAAACGUGAUAGGUUAUUUUUUCUCAACAAUGUACUUAGUCCAAUGAAUAUAACUUAUCCCCCUCAAAAAUCAAACUAUAUUCCAAAAAUCAAAUAGCAUUGAAUUAUUACAUUCAUUUUGAAACUUGACAUGACAAAAUUUCUACAAUGAAUAUAGAACUGUAUUAGAAAUUAAUUUGGAAGGGUCAUUUUAAUAGGAGAUCUUAGUAGCAACAAAAGAAAAUAGGUGUUGAUUAUGUAUACGUAGAAUUUAAAUCAAGUUUACUACAGCUGAAAUCGCAAUAGUAUAUUAGUUACCGAGUAGGAUAAGAACCCAAUAACCCACGAGGCAAAAUUUGUAUGCACGAUGUGCAUACCGAGUGUGAUAAUUCGCGAGUGGAAGUAAUUGGCCUUAUCCUCGAGGUGCGUACUAUAGUUUUUCUACGACUGACUGUAGAAAGGAAAGGUAUAUAUGUUAUAUGAACAAUAUAUACUAUAUGAACAAUAUAGUAUAUAUUGUUCAAGAAUAUGGCUAAACUCAUUCAGUCACUCAGUCAGAACUCAAUUAAAUUAUCAAAUUCAGCUAAUUCUUCAGAAUAAACGAGAAGAACGUUUUCAAAAAACGAAGUUUUGUUUUUCUUUUCUCUCCAACUCAUAAAAUUUUCGAAAUUAUACUCGUAUUUCUCUCGUGAUUUUGCUGGCAGCAAAUCAUUCAUGGCAAUAUUUGCUUACUCGAUAAUAUCUGGUGGGGAAGCACAAAUUUCUUGAUCGUUAUCAUUCAUUUUGAAUUUUCACGAAAUACUGAAUGACAGCUCAUAAUCAAAACAAGCAGUUGUUGAUUCACGGAUAUAACUAGAUUCAUUAUCAACCCAUGAACUGUUGAACAAUAAAUUUACUGAAAGUAUGA
Leptinotarsa decemlineata (Colorado potato beetle) is the source of this 5901-nucleotide messenger RNA. RefSeq lists its product as uncharacterized. Lineage: Eukaryota; Metazoa; Arthropoda; Insecta; Coleoptera; Chrysomelidae. The record is from RefSeq and is a predicted model, not a curated record. Gene Ontology annotation, molecular function: protein binding.